GACUGACCCCUUCUCCCUUAUCGCUUCUCGUCUCGACUGGAUCGACAUCAUUGCUAUGGAAGCACCCAGUGUCAGCCAGGAGACCUAUACUCUCCGCAAGCUGAUCAACAUUGGCGAUGUCGAUGCCUUUGGAAAGUGCACGGGUGCCUUUAAGACCUAUACUCUUAGUGGCUAUGUCCGUGUGCAGAGCGAGUCGGAUGAUAAUCUCAACUGUCUUGGAUGCAAGUCCCAGCUCCCCGUCCCAAUUGCCUAUUAUGUCUGUUGUUAUACCUGCGCUUUUGACAGCCGUUGUUCUGAUACUAUUGCUUUCGCUGUUGAGUCAAUCCUUGGCCCCGGAACAGCGACCGAUAGACACUAA
Molecule: messenger RNA, 358 nt
Organism: Gamsiella multidivaricata
Lineage: Eukaryota; Fungi; Mortierellomycota; Mortierellomycetes; Mortierellales; Mortierellaceae
Exons: 2
Coding region: 56-358 (100 amino acids)
Biological process (GO): translation
Cellular component (GO): ribosome
Molecular function (GO): structural constituent of ribosome
Source: RefSeq, a predicted model, not a curated record